Molecule: messenger RNA, 1422 nt
Organism: Fusarium mangiferae
Lineage: Eukaryota; Fungi; Ascomycota; Sordariomycetes; Hypocreales; Nectriaceae
Exons: 1
Coding region: 1-1422 (473 amino acids)
Source: RefSeq, a predicted model, not a curated record
AUGCUCAAAGCGCUGUGGCCGGCUGGCCUGGCCACCGCCUCAAUCACCAUUCAAGUCCACCGCGUCGACCCAUUGCCCUUCAGCGCGUCAGGUAUCGCUACUUCAGCUGCUGAUCUCUUCUCGCGGAGUUGUCCAGAAGAAGCCGAGAACACAGCCUCACUACUGGCAUCGUCGUUUCAUGACCUCUCGGGAAGAAAUGUAUUCCCCUCGUCGGAUGGGUUUGUGAGGGGUGCUGUUGAGGCGUGGGCUAAGCAUGAGCAUCUCAUCCUACGCCCUGAUGAAAUCUGGUUUGAAGUUCUGGCGCAGAUGAAUGUCUACAUGAGUAUCCACUCUGAAGCUCUCCGGCAUUUAUUCGUUGAUCACUCUGGGCGCGAAAAGAUUACAGUGGAGGGCUUUUCAUGGGACGGCAUCAUCGGUGCGUUUAGAGGGGAGAUUCAGAGCAGGGUUAAGACGGGGUGGUUGUUGGAUUGGAUAACGCCCGGGUUUAGCACUUCGACUGCGCAAGAUGACGUUACGGCUACGGUGUUGAUGAUGGGGCUGAUGCAGCAUUUCUUUGAGUAUGAGGGUAUGAUGGUAUGUGGAAUACCGAGUGUGACGCUACUGGGGGAGAGGGAGGACUGGGUUAAGCUGGGGGAGAAGGUUGAGAAGUUGAAGGAGUUUGGGGAUGAGGCGGCUGGGUUUGCGGAGAGGUUGAGGCCGAUUAUGAAGCGUUUUGUUAGUAGUUGGGGUGUUGAUGGUGAGGGAGAUGGUGAGACGAGGUUGUUCUGGGAGCAGAUUGUUAGGGCGAAGAAGAAGUGGUCUUGUGGGGAGGGGGCGAGUGAGUGGGAUGUUUCAGGGUGGAUCACAGGAUUUAUGCACUGGGAUCGAGAUGGAAAGGUCAGAGGAGUCUAUGAGGAUUGGUUUGAUAACUGGGACGAUGAGAAUGAAGAAGAAGAAGCUGGGGUGAAAGUCGAAGAGGUCAAGAAAGACGAUACCAAGGCUGAGGAAAAGAAAGAGGAGAAAGCUGAAGAGGUUCAGAUGGGCAUCUUCCCCAACGACUGGUCCAUCACAAUCGACGGCCAGAGCUACAUCCCCUGCACCCUUUCCGACAUCAGCAUCGGCUACGCCAAAGCGCCCCUACUCAUGAAGAACUAUCCCUCACCAGGCGUCGACACACAAGCCUAUCUCGUAGCCGGCAACGUCGGCGUCGAGAAGAAGAACACGCCCGGGGGAGUCAUGGCGCAGCCUGUGAGCGGGUGGUUCGUGUAUGCGGGUGUUGAUGCGAGUUAUAGCGCUGGGCCAUGGAUUGGCAGUGGUGAGGAGUUGGGAGGGAUCGCGGGAGGGAUUGUGAGCUGUAAGGCUGCUCUGGAGAAUGAGAAGGACGGGGAGGUUAAGGAGGGAGUAGUUGGGGGGGAGAAGGAGGAGGAAGUAAAGGAUUUGUAA